CCAGGCCACCCAGUCAACUUCUCUGAGGCGACCAUGUCUCAGGCCCGGCAGGACGUUGAACACCUGGAGAAACUGAUCUCGGAGCAUGACGUCGUCUUCCUGUUGAUGGACACCAGGGAGAGUCGAUGGCUGCCGACUGUUAUAGCUGCCAGCAAUAGGAAGUUGGUAGUGAAUUCUGCCCUGGGCUUUGACACCUUUGUGGUGAUGAGACACGGUCUGAAGAAACCUAAACUCUGUGGACCAGGAGACUCCUCCGACCCUUCCUCUUCCUCCUCCGCCUCAUCCUCUCCUCCACGCCGGCCGAGCCCGCCCAGCUCCCAGCAGCCUCUCUGUUCUCCAACAUCCCCGGACACCGCCUCGGAUGCUACUUCUGUAACGACGUUGUCGCCCCGGAGACAUGUGAGAGAGCCUUUCAAAUUCAAAAAGCUAUUAUUGUGCAUCAACUGA
Messenger RNA from Oncorhynchus keta (chum salmon), 447 nucleotides. Its product is annotated as ubiquitin-like modifier-activating enzyme ATG7. Gene Ontology annotation, molecular function: ubiquitin-like modifier activating enzyme activity. The record is from RefSeq and is a predicted model, not a curated record. Lineage: Eukaryota; Metazoa; Chordata; Actinopteri; Salmoniformes; Salmonidae. The transcript is spliced from 3 exons. The coding region runs from base 34 to 447 and encodes 137 amino acids.